Molecule: messenger RNA, 594 nt
Organism: Anoplopoma fimbria (sablefish)
Lineage: Eukaryota; Metazoa; Chordata; Actinopteri; Perciformes; Anoplopomatidae
Product: claudin-10-like
Exons: 4
Coding region: 1-594 (197 amino acids)
Biological process (GO): cell adhesion; bicellular tight junction assembly
Cellular component (GO): bicellular tight junction; plasma membrane
Molecular function (GO): structural molecule activity
Source: RefSeq, a predicted model, not a curated record
AUGGGCAACAUGGCAACAGAGAUCGUUGCCUUUGUCCUGACCAUCUCCGGGUGGAUCCUGGUGGCGUCCACUCUGCCGAUAGACUACUGGAAGGUGUCCUCUGUGGACGGGACGGUCAUCACCACAGCCACCUUCUGGUCUAACCUUUGGAAAACGUGUGUGACCGACUCCACCGGCGUGUCCAACUGCAAGGACUUCCCUUCGAUGCUGGCGCUGGACGCCUACAUCCAGGUGUGUCGGGGUCUGAUGAUCGCCGCCGUAAUUCUGGGGUUCUUUGGUGCCAUCUUGGCCUUGGUAGGAAUGAAGUGUACCAAAAUAGGAGGCUCGGAGACCACCAAGGCUCGCCUGACCGUCCUCUCGGGCUUCCACUUCGUCCUCAGCGGCCUCUGCUGCAUGACUGCAUGCUCCAUAUAUGCUCACAGGGUCACAACCGACUUCUUUGACCCCUUCUUUGUUGCCCAGAAAGCUGAAUACUCGUACGCCGGAGCUGUGUCGUUUGUUACAGCACGCAACAAGCACAGCAAGACAGUCAACAGCCUCCACAAAGAACCAGGAGAGCCGUCGAGGCAGUUUGGAAGAAAUGCCUAUGUGUGA